Molecule: messenger RNA, 3756 nt
Organism: Phalaenopsis equestris
Lineage: Eukaryota; Viridiplantae; Streptophyta; Magnoliopsida; Asparagales; Orchidaceae
Product: probable NAD kinase 2, chloroplastic
Exons: 8
Coding region: 166-3204 (1012 amino acids)
Biological process (GO): NADP+ biosynthetic process; NAD+ metabolic process
Molecular function (GO): NAD+ kinase activity
Source: RefSeq, a predicted model, not a curated record
CCAAAAAUUUGUAAUCCAACCCGAACACAGCGACUGCUCCAGCACCUGUCUGGGCAAGAAAUGGGAACUUGGCGAGGCAAAUCAGAACAAGAAACCUUCUCCUUCCCGUCUAAUCCACCGUAAAGGAAAUCCUCUUUGUAUUUGUAAUUCACUGGAUUCGGCUAGAUGCUGGCGGCUUUCUGGGGCCACGGCCCCCUGAAUACCUCGCUGCUCCCCGGCAAGUGUUCAGACCUUCGUGUGUUCGAUGGGUGCAAUGGGUUCACCGCGUAUUUUACGCGUAAGGAUAAGUGGUGGAGGAGAGCGGUGGGGUGUGGAGGCGGUGAGGGAGAGACGCUGAAGUCCGGUGUGGCGCGAGCUCGGCUUACGAGCUCGUUGCCCCCUUCGAUCGAUCUGGACUUGCAGACUGUGCAGAUUAAUGAUCGGUCACAACUAUUAUGGGUUGGUCCUCUUCCUGGUGAUAUUGCUGAAGUUGAGGCAUACUGUAGGAUCUUUAGAGCAGCAGAGCAUCUUCAUGCUUCAUUAAUGGAAAUCAUUUGCAAUCCAGAGACUGGAGAAUGUCCUGUUUCUUAUGAGAUUCCGUCUGAGGAUAUGCUUUUCUUGGAAGAAACGGUGGUUGCAGUGCUUGCCUGUAUGUUGGCAUUACUUAGUAGAAGCAGAGAAGAAGUGUUAUCUGGAAGGUCUUCUUUGGUUAAUUCAUUUCAAGCUGCAGCUAUUAAUACUGCAGAUGGUAGGCUUCCACCACUUGCUCUAUUCAGAGAUGAAAUGAAAAGUUGCUGUGAGAGUUUAGAAGUUGCACUUUUAAACUAUUUAAAACCUUUUGAAAAUCCUAGAUGUAACAUCUGGAGGCGAUUACAGAGGCUAAAGAAUGUCUGCUAUGAUGCUGGAUUUUCACGCAGAGAAGAUUGUCCCAGUCCAAAGAUUUUUGCAAACUGGGCCGCUGUUCUCUUCUCCACCAUGAAGGAAGCCAUUGUGUGGGACGAUCAUGUAGUAGCUUUUUGGAGAGGAGGCCAGGUAACCGAGGAAGGCCUCGCUUGGUUACUAGACAAGGAGUUUAAAACUAUUGUUGAUUUGAGAGCAGAGGGAUCCAUGGAUGAAUUCUACGACUCUGCUAUAAAGCAGACUGUUUCAUCUGGGAAGAUAGAGCUAAUAAAUUUGCCUGUUCAACCUGGAACUGCUCCAUCUAUGGAGCAAGUUGAGCAAUUUGCUCUGUUGAUAUCAGAUCCCAGAAGGAAUCCACUUUACCUGCAUAGUCAAGAAGGAGUUAAUAGAACUUCUGCUAUGAUUUCGAGAUGGAGGCAAUAUAUUGCACUUGCUGAAAUGAAUUCUGCUAAAAGGAACUCUCUAGCAUGUGAUUUUAAACCAUUAAAAGCUGUGAAAGGCUUGGAAGGUCAGAAAUUGUUUGAUAUAAUACCUAUGAAAGCACAGGGAGGCACAAUUCUAGAUGCUGAAAAUGAUUAUGGGCUUGCUGCAGUUGAACAUACUGCUGGAAAAUUCAAGGAACAAGAUAUAUCAAUUAGUCAAAAGGACAACGUGAAUGAAAAACUGAAUCCUAAUCUGACCUUCAUGCAUAACUCAGUGCGAAGUAGUGAUGUCAAUGGAGCAACUUCACAUUAUUCUCUUAAGAAUGAUCCUUUCAAAGAACAACUUCCCAAGUGUGAUUUUUUUUCUAGAAAGGAAGUGACUCAAUUUUUCCAAAGCAGAAAAACCUCUCCCAAAACCUAUUUUAAUUCUUUUAGGAAAAAGUUCGAGGAUGCAUGUAUUUCAAGAAAGACAUACACUCCUACAAAUGCUUAUAUAUCUUGGUGGAUGAAGCCAAGAAGUUCUGAUGGACAACCUGAAAAUAAAGGUCAUGAAUAUGGAGCUAGCCAUACUGUUUUGGGCAAAGAAGAAAAUCUCAAGUAUAGGAGUUCUUUGUCAUUGAAAUUGGCUGCUAAUGGUCAUCAUGACAAAAAAAGUUAUGCAGUUGCAGUUGAUGAACCCAUGGUUUCUUUUUAUCCAAGUAGCUUCAGUGAUCAAACUUUAUCUACUCUCACAGACAGACAAAUUUUGGAGAAUGGUAAGGUUUCUAGUGGGUUAACCGGUGAUGGUUUGGAUCUGAUGGAGGGCAAUAUGUGUGCUUCUACAACUGGUGUUGUAAGGGUCCAAUCAAGAAAAAAAGCAGAGAUGUUUUUAGUCCGAACUGAUGGAUUCACUUGCACUAGAGAGAAAGUAACAGAAUCUUCAUUGGCUUUCACACAUCCAAGCACCCAGCAACAGAUGCUUAUGUGGAAAUCUCUUCCAAAGACCGUACUGCUAUUGAAAAAAUUAGGGCAAGAGCUUAUAGAGGAAGCUAAAGAGGUGGCUUCAUACCUCUAUCACCAAGAGAAAAUGAAUGUUCUUGUUGAACCUGAUGUGCAUGAUGUAUUUGCAAGGAUACCAGGUUUUGGCUUUGUCCAGACUUUCUAUAUCCAGGACACUAGUAACCUUCAUGAGCGAGUUGAUUUUGUGGCAUGCUUAGGAGGUGAUGGUGUAAUUCUACAUGCAUCAAACCUAUUUAGAGGCGCUGUUCCUCCUGUUGUUUCCUUUAAUCUUGGAUCUCUAGGAUUUCUCACAUCACAUUAUUUUGAAGAUUUUAGACAGGAUCUGAAGGCAGUAAUACAUGGAAACAACUCACUUGGAGUUUAUAUAACUCUCAGAAUGCGCUUACAAUGUGAAAUAUUACAAAAUGGGAAGACUAUGCCUGGAAAAGCAAUUGAUGUUCUAAAUGAAGUCGUUGUGGAUCGUGGUUCUAAUCCAUACCUAUCUAAAAUUGAGUGUUACGAGCAUAAACGCCUGAUAACAAAAGUGCAAGGUGAUGGUGUUAUAAUAGCCACUCCAACUGGAAGUACAGCCUACUCAACAGCUGCAGGUGGCUCAAUGGUCCACCCCAAUGUUCCUUGCAUGCUCUUUACGCCAAUAUGCCCGCAUUCACUGUCAUUUAGACCUGUUAUACUUCCUGAUUCUGCACAACUUGAGUUGAAGAUUCCAAAGGAUGCACGGAGUAAUGCUUGGGUAUCAUUUGAUGGGAAAAGAAGGCAGCAGCUCUCGAGAGGAGAUUCGGUUCGCAUAUGCAUGAGCCAACACCCACUUCCAACUGUUAAUAAAUGUGAUCAGACCGGUGAUUGGUUCCACAGUUUAGUUCGAUGCCUGAAUUGGAACGAAAGGUUAGAUCAGAAGGCGUUGUGAUUGUAGCGGCUCAACAUGUCAAGGAGCUGUUUAUUUAUUUGUACAAAAUCCUACAAGUUACGGGUAAAGGGUAAGCUAAUCUCCCUCUUCAGCUUCUCAGCUGAAAUUUAAAUAGGAUUAGUCAUCAUUUGUUUAAAAUUUUAAAAAUAAGCGUUUACUAUAUUAGUUAGUAUACAAAUCUGUAAAUAAGCCGAAGAACUUUUAAUAACUCAGUGCUGCAUUUUAUCCAAUGUACAGAAACCGCUUGUAAAGCAACUUGUGAGUAGGUUCAAACUUGUAUAAUACAUGUGCAUGCCAAAUUUGCUUUGUUGAAUUGAAUAUCGAGCGAAAGUAGGAUUUGCUCUGAACGGUGAAGAGGAGGAUGAUACGAGCAAUAAUUUUUUUUUUCUUUUAAGGAGACUUUGGUGUCUCUUGGAUGUGGGAUAAACAGCAACAUAUUCAAACAGCCCCAAAGUUUACAUCAUCUUAGGCAAUUAUAGGCUUGUGCCUAUUUUUAAAUCAGUGAUUUGGUAUUAUUUAUCGGACAUGAUCAAACAUACUGGACAUCCCUUG